Messenger RNA from Cutaneotrichosporon cavernicola, 330 nucleotides. RefSeq lists its product as uncharacterized. Lineage: Eukaryota; Fungi; Basidiomycota; Tremellomycetes; Trichosporonales; Trichosporonaceae. Bases 1 to 330 code for a protein of 109 amino acids. The transcript has 4 exons. The record is from RefSeq and is a predicted model, not a curated record.
AUGGCGCGAACCGGGCUGCAGAAAGAGGUCAUCGAGCUGUAUAGACAAGGCGUGAGGAACGCAAUGUCCAAGGCGCCGGAUCAGCGCCAGGCGUUCCUCAUCCACCUCCGAUACAACUUCCACCACCCGCCCCUGACGUCGCGCGACUUUACCGCUGUUGAGUUCCAGAUCCGCAAGUUCAGGCGCACUCUCGAGAUGCUCUCACAGCCAUCGACACAGCGUAUCGGGCUGAGCCAAGAUAUGCGGGACUGGUGGGCGAACGAGGUGGAGCGUGCGCACGCACGCGCAACCAUCACGGAGAUGAAGAAGGCCAAGGCGGCAUCUUCAUGA